Molecule: messenger RNA, 777 nt
Organism: Bipolaris zeicola 26-R-13
Lineage: Eukaryota; Fungi; Ascomycota; Dothideomycetes; Pleosporales; Pleosporaceae
Exons: 3
Coding region: 1-777 (258 amino acids)
Source: RefSeq, a predicted model, not a curated record
AUGCCACCAAAAAACGCUCUCGCUGACGCCUGGGAUGAUGACUGGGAAUCUCUCGCCGACAAAGAAGAGGAAAAGCCAGCCGAAGAGCAACCGAAGCCAAAACUCACAAAGGCACAACUCAAAGCCCAGCAUGCUGAAUUCAACAAGCAGCUUUGGCAAGCCGCCGAAAACCCGGAGCCUCAAUGGUACCCCGAAGUACGCCCUGCACCCGCCGCAGCAACCUUCAAACCAAAAGUCACAAUGCUCGCCCGCAAGCCCUCCCCCCAGGUUCUUUCUCGGAACAUGGCAGGUAUGAGCCUCGAAGACGACGACAGCGAAGAAGAACGCAAAAAGAAGGCCGAAGCAGAUUUCGAAGAGCGUAAAGCACGUGCGCAGAGGGAACGAGCAGAGAAGGAGCGAAAGUAUGCUGAAGCGCGUGAACGCAUCUUUGGCUCGCCAGCUGCCUCAGCUGCAGAGGACUCGCGCAACAACUCCCCGAACAGGCCCACAAGAGGAAAAGGCCGAGGACGUGGUGGCAAGGACAGUCAGCCUAGAUCGAGCAACGAGCAAUCCCCCGCACGAGCAGCAGCUCCUGCACGCCAGCUCUUCGACCCAAGCUACACUCCGAAGCCUGGCUCAAUGCAUGGCCAGAAGAAGGAGUCUGGUAUCAGUCGUCCAUCAACGCCGGGUACACAAGAGAAGCCAGUCCGCCAACCCCAAGGGCCUGCACGAGGCGGUGGACGGGGUUUUGGACCCAGAGGAGGUUAUGGAGGUGUUCAAGCAGGCCCGUCGACAUGA